Brugia malayi is the source of this 963-nucleotide messenger RNA. RefSeq lists its product as uncharacterized. Gene Ontology annotation, molecular function: DNA-binding transcription activator activity, RNA polymerase II-specific; RNA polymerase II cis-regulatory region sequence-specific DNA binding. The record is from RefSeq and is a predicted model, not a curated record. The coding region runs from base 1 to 963 and encodes 320 amino acids. Gene Ontology annotation, cellular component: nucleus. NCBI's taxonomy places the organism in Eukaryota, Metazoa, Nematoda, Chromadorea, Rhabditida, Onchocercidae. The transcript is spliced from 2 exons. Gene Ontology annotation, biological process: regulation of transcription by RNA polymerase II.
AUGGACAUGCAUUUCAUCUAUUUGUUUUUCGUCUUCCAAUUGAGCAAUGUUCAAACUACCACAGCGCAAACGGAUCAGACAGAACCGUUGGAUUUAUCAAUAUCAAAAUUGAGAGAUGAUGGGGAUGGAUCACAAGGCUUAUCAGUGGAAAGAAAAGAUGAAGGAGAGGUUGGUUUGCAAAUGCUUCAAAUAAAACCCCUAAAUUCACCGGUUCCAAAAGUGAAACAGGAAGGAAAUAAGUCGCAAGGCUUGUCAGUGGAGGGAGUGAGUGAUGAACGAAUUAAACUUCGGCGACAAUUCGUUCCAAUCGAAACACCGGUGGAAGUGAUCGAGCUAUCAAGGCAAGAAAAAAGGACGAUAAAAAAGCAGCGUUGUGACAUAUGUCGAAAGGAAGUGGCAAAAAUAAAAGAACAUAUGAUGACUCAUACCGGUGAGAAGCCGUACAGUUGUUCAAUAUGCAAAAAGAAAUUUAGUCGCUCUUCGCAUGUGAAAGGACAUAUGAUGACUCAUACCGGUGAAAAGCCGUACAGUUGUUCGACAUGCAAAAAAAUUUUCAAUGAUUACUCGAAUAUGAAGAAACAUAUGAUGACUCAUACCGGUGAAAAGCCGUACUGUUGUUCGAUAUGCAAACAGAAUUUCAGUCAGUCCCAAAGUAUGAAAAAACAUAUGAUGAUUCAUACCGGUGAAAAACCGUACAGUUGUUCGAUAUGCAAACAGAAUUUCACUCACUCCCAAAGUAUGAAAAAACAUAUGAUGAUUCAUACCGGUGAAAAACCGUACAGUUGUCCGAGAUGCGGAAAAAGUUUCAUUGUGUCCGGUAACAUGAAAAGCCAUAUGAUGACUCAUACCGGUGAGAAGCCGUACAGUUGUUCGAAAUGCGGAAAAAGUUACACCCGAAAACACAGUUUGCAGUCUCACAUGGUAACUCAUGUCAUAAACAAACCUAUGCAUUGUAUUCAGUAA